AUGGCUUCUCAUCUAAAAGGUGUAGCAAAAUCAACUAUGUCAGAUCGAAUACGUAAGGAGUUGUGUGAGUACAAGAGAGAUAAUCCUGCAAGCACACAAAAAGACUUGCAGAGAUGGCUUGAGGAAAAUUUUCAAUUGAAAGUUAGUCAAGGAACAAUAUCAAACACACUUAAACGGUCAAAUGACUAUCUCUCUACUGAAAUAGAAAAGGGAAAAGCAGAUAUCAAAAGACACAAACCAGCAAAAUAUCCUGACAUGGAGAAGGUUGUUUAUGAGCGGUUUCUCCAGCAUCAAGAACGUGUGAAUAUCACAGGAGAAUUAAUUUUGCAUAAUGCAGGAGAUACAAUGAAACUCGUGUACCCUCAUGAUGAUUCAUAUUUUAACUUCUCUAUAGGAUGGCUUGGGAAAUUCAAGAACCGACAUGGCAUAAAGUCAUUUCAUCGUUUUGGCGAGAGUGGGUCUGUUGAUGUACAAGACAUGGAGCAGAAAUUAGUAUCGAUUCGGGAGAAAAUUGAUCAGUUCCCUAUGAAAGAUGUUUUCAAUAUGGAUGAAACUGGGUUAUUUUAUAGGCUACAAGCUGAUCAUUCACUGACAACAAAACAACUUGAAGGAAGAAAACAAGAUAAAGAAAAGCUGACGGUAGUUAUUUGUUGCAAUGAAGAUGGCUCUGAAAAAAUCCCUCUAUGGAUUAUUGGGAAAUAUGCAAAGCCUCGUUGCUUUAAGAAUGUCAACAUGAAUAGCUUGGAUUGUCAGUAUCGAGCUAACGAAAAAGCAUGGAUGACUAGUGUGUUUUUUGAUGAAUAUGUUCGUUCAUUUGACCAAAUGAUGCAUGGUAGAAGAGUUCUACUUGUGGUGGAUAAUUGUCCAGCACAUCCAAGAAAUAUUGAAGGGCUAAGAAACAUUGAGUUGUUCUUCUUGCCACCCAACAUGACAUCAAAGAUUCAACCUUGCGAUGCUGGGAUAGUAAGAUCUUUCAAGAUGCAUUACCGUAGAAGGUUUUACCGCAAAAUAUUGGAAGGUUAUGAGGUGGGACAAUCUGAUCCAGGGAAGAUAAAUGUCCUUGAUGCUAUCAAUUUGGCAAUCCCAGCUUGGACGAUUGAUGUUUGA
Messenger RNA from Lathyrus sativus (Indian pea), 1107 nucleotides. Lineage: Eukaryota; Viridiplantae; Streptophyta; Magnoliopsida; Fabales; Fabaceae. The record is from the annotation of a GenBank genome assembly.